AUGCCUGACCCCUUUCUGAUUGAGGCUGCCUCAGCUGUUCCAUUGAGCUCCUCAACAUCAUCCCAUCUGCUCCUGACGCACUGCCACCUUCUACGCGAUACUCGCAAGUCGUUGAAUGUGAGACAGCAAAGAGAAUAUUGUGGAGCUUGUGGUAGCAUUAGAAAAGCCGAGUGGACCAAAGUGACUGAGAUCAAACCGAAACCAAGGAAACAUUUAGCUACAGCUGCUGCUAAGGGUGCCACUGUAUACAAGUGCCUACGCUGUCAGCGGCGCACAGUGCUACCACCAAAACAGCCUCUUGCCCCUCAGUCUUCUGCGGCGAAGCUUGCAGCCUCAUCCGCUUCAGAGACAACUGCACGGGCGGCGAAAGACACAACGCGAGUCUCAGCCGAUUCCAAGCCAGGUGAUAACCAGAACAGCAAGAAGAGAGCUAAAGCGCGCAAGCAGGGUGGUCUUCAGGCUCUUCUUGCUUCCAAGCAGCAAGCACAGCCCUCCCUUGACCUGCUGGACUUUCUGCAGUAG
This is a messenger RNA of Penicillium olsonii, 522 nucleotides long. Lineage: Eukaryota; Fungi; Ascomycota; Eurotiomycetes; Eurotiales; Aspergillaceae. The record is from the annotation of a GenBank genome assembly.